AUGACCUCCACUCCGUCGAUCCAAAACCGUGUAGUCCUUCUCCAGAAGGUAGAAGGCAUGCAGAACCUUAGGGCAGAAUUGCAGAUUCGCCUGAUUCCUGAAGUGACUCCCGGAAGUGUCGUGAUCCGCGUGCUGGCUGCCACUGUCAGAGCUAAAUCGCCGAGAAUCUAUCGGGACCCAAAGAGUGGAUAUCCACUGCCUUUCCCACUCGUCCCAGGGCAUACCGCUAUUGGAAGGGUGUCUAAGAUUCCUUCAGAUGUCACCAUUCUAAAAGAAGGCCAGCUUGUUUUCUUUGAUCCUUACAUUCAAGCACGCGAUGGGGGUGGGUUUUAUAUUUCCGCCAUGAUGGAGGGUUUUACUCCUGAAAGCUUCAAACUGUCGCGCGGAGAUUGGCGGGAUGGAAUAUAUGCAGACUACGCCAAGCUACCGAUCGAGAACUGUCAUGUUCUUGACGAAAGCCGCUUAUUGGGGCAUGAAAGCCAGAGUGGGUUGGGCUAUACUCUACUGGACUUAACACAUUUGUUUAGCAUGCUUCCAGGAGAUUCCAUACUCAUCGCCCCAGCGACUGGUCGACACGGGUCAGCUGCGGUACACCUCGCCUCAGCAUUGGGUGCACGGGUUGUGGCUAUUGGCCGCAACCACAACAAUCUCUCAAAGCUUGCCGCAAUGAAUCCACGCAUCUCGUUCGCGACCAUUACCGGGGAUACUGCAAGGGACGCCGACACUAUACGCAGAGCGUGUGGAGGUCUAGCUGACGCAUUCUGGGACAUGUCACCGGCCGGGGCUGCCUCCUCAACUCACUUUAAGAGCUGCCUUGAGGCACUCAGGAUCGGAGCGCGUGUUAGUCUCAGUGGCGGCGCCCCGCUUGAUGUGAACUUCAGCUACGUUGACAUUCUCUUCCGCGCGCUUACUGUCAAAGGCACGAUGAUGAGUACUCCAGAACAAACGAGGCGACUCAUCAAACUUGUGGAAAGCGGCAUCCUGCCACUUGGGAAUAGAGCUGGCAUGGGCCCAGUCAGAGCGUUUGCGUUGGAAGCUUGGGAAGAUGCUUGGAAUGCUGCAGAUCAGAGGAGAGAACCCGGAGAAAUCGUCAUUACCCCUCAAGUACCGAAAUAA
This is a messenger RNA of Colletotrichum scovillei, 1116 nucleotides long. RefSeq lists its product as uncharacterized. Bases 1 to 1116 code for a protein of 371 amino acids. The record is from RefSeq and is a predicted model, not a curated record. NCBI's taxonomy places the organism in Eukaryota, Fungi, Ascomycota, Sordariomycetes, Glomerellales, Glomerellaceae. The transcript has 2 exons.